Messenger RNA from Zingiber officinale, 483 nucleotides. RefSeq lists its product as uncharacterized. The transcript has 2 exons. The coding region runs from base 1 to 483 and encodes 160 amino acids. The record is from RefSeq and is a predicted model, not a curated record. NCBI's taxonomy places the organism in Eukaryota, Viridiplantae, Streptophyta, Magnoliopsida, Zingiberales, Zingiberaceae.
AUGAUUAAGAUUGAUCUGAAGAAGGCAUUUGACAUGGUGGAUUGGGAAUUUCUCAUGCAGGCACUCGUUGGUUUUGGUUUUCCCCAACGGUAUUGCGGGUGGAUUAGAAAAUGUGUAAAUAUGGCCUCUUAUUCAAUCUCCCUCAAUGGCAGCAUCUAUGGAUAUUUUAGCGGACAACGCGGUUUGAGGCAAGAGGUUGGAAUCACCCAUCUAGUUUACGUCGAUGAUUUGAUGUUGUUUGCCCGUGCCGAUAAAACCUCCAUCAAUGUUUUAGCGGGCUGUUUGGAACAAUUUGGUUGUGAGGCGGGGCUAAAGGCCAAUCCGUUGAAAUCUCACAUAUAUAUGAUUAGGGUUGAUGUGGGGAUGAAGGGUCAGCUCCUACAGAUAACUAGAUUUCAAGAAGGAACUUUUCCAUUCUGGUAUUUGGGUAUUCCAAUUGCGACAGAGAAAUUACAGAUUGCCAACUAUGACCCCCCUACUUGA